Molecule: messenger RNA, 1140 nt
Organism: Drosophila rhopaloa
Lineage: Eukaryota; Metazoa; Arthropoda; Insecta; Diptera; Drosophilidae
Exons: 2
Coding region: 75-1124 (349 amino acids)
Source: RefSeq, a predicted model, not a curated record
AGCACAAUAAAUUAAAAGCAGAGUCAGUUUUAUACCUGCCAGAAGGACAUUUCCUCUUUCACGAGGGCAUCAAUAUGAUCUCGGACUAUGGGGAAAUCGACGAGAGCGAUGCCGACUGGCUAACAGAUGCGGAGUCCAUUUGCCAGAUUGUGACAGAGGCAAUGGCCGAAAAGGAUGUGGUGUACAGAUUCAUGAUGCAGAAUCUCCUGGCCACAGCUAAUUUUUAUCGGGCUUCCAAGAUCGAUUUUCCCCUGAACUUCGAGCAGUACCUACGAUUUCGGAUGCCCUUUCCAGUGACACCUGUCUUCAAUGCCUCGAAACCGGGAUACAUCAACCUCCUCGCACACACUUCGCAUCCCAUGGUCAGCAAUGGUUAUGUGAAUCCGGAGAGUAUACAGCUCCUGCUGCGGGGAAAUCUCCGGGAUGCGAUCAGCCAACUAGGCGUUAUUCGCUGUUCAAGUGGAUUGCAGUACCGCCUGAGCUAUCGAAGUCAUGAGAUCGGAGACCAGGGACUCGUUCACGAAAUCCUAGCCUGCGAAAAGCGCGACUUCGGUGGAAUGCCGAGGGUAGUGUCCUUUGUGUUCCUGCCGGCCCUGCAGUUCAGCUUCGCAGAGCACCCGCUUCCCACCUUCGUGCCCUCGGGUCCUGCCUGGACGCACUGCAGCAGCGGCACCUUCUACUGGCUGGCUUUAUUCCAGGUGUAUCCUCAGUUCGACCGCCGCAGCUUCUGCCCUUAUGUGCCGAGGAUGCAGGGCAUCCAGGGCGAGCGGAUGAUCAAGUACCGGAAUGUCCUGCGCCUGCUGCUCCGCAUUGGAACGGCAAACAAUAUUUCAGACCUGUCGGAUAUAUUCGUCCUGAAGGGUCUGCACUUUUAUCGCCUGAGAUACAACGCCACUUGCGACUGCAAUUUAUCCUUGGCCACGCUUUUUAUCGAGCUCCUCAUGAUUCACAAGGUCAUCACCUACAACGAAGCCCUGCAGAAGUUCGUGACCUUUGGAGGGCAACAGCAGCACUGGAUGAGCGAUGCAGUCCGCCUGGAUGGUAUAGCCAAAAAUGUAUCCAUAUUCUAUUGCAUAAACUGCAUACCCAUUGACCACCUGAAGCAUUUGUUUGGCAUCAUGUAAACACUCAUAAAACCAU